GUUAGAGGACGCGGGAGAGAACCUGGGGAGAAUCGGGCUGCCUGCGUCUGCCUGAUUUGAUUUGCAGAGCUCCGGUUCUGUUCCUUUUCCACUUACUUCGGUCAUUAUGACACAAGGCAGGUCCUGCUUUGAAUCAGAACUCGAUUUCUGCCCUGAGUGCGGUACUGUCCUGCCUUUGCCGGGGAUCCAGGACAAGGUGACAUGCCCCUGUUGCUCUUAUUCCAUUGAUGUGCGAGUUUUUGAGAUGCGAAUUGUGCAUACAUCCGUCACAUUCAACAGUGCAGAUUCCAUCUCUUUGAAGAUGGAGGAUGAAGGAAGUGCAGUCAAGGGACCAUUGAUUGACAGGAAGUGUCCCCAGUGUGGGAACGAGGGCAUGGCAUACCAUACGAGGCAGAUGAGGUCUGCGGAUGAAGGGCAGACGGUCUUCUACACCUGCGUUCGAUGCAAGUUCCAGGAAAAGGAAGAUUCUUGAUCGGCUUUACCCAAAUGUGUGGGGGACACUGUGUCCGAGGAACUUCACUUCCGAGGGUCAUUUUUGCCUUGUUACUGUGGCCAUGGAGUCCUUUUUGGGUUCCAUAGAAACAUUCUGUUACUUGAGAUGGGGGAUUUUGUGCAUAGUGCCUAUAGCUCCCCUUGUAACUCUACGCAGAAUAAAGCACUUUAUGGUUUUCUUUG
Molecule: messenger RNA, 675 nt
Organism: Lacerta agilis (Sand lizard)
Lineage: Eukaryota; Metazoa; Chordata; Lepidosauria; Squamata; Lacertidae
Product: DNA-directed RNA polymerase I subunit RPA12-like
Exons: 5
Coding region: 107-472 (121 amino acids)
Biological process (GO): DNA-templated transcription; termination of RNA polymerase I transcription
Cellular component (GO): RNA polymerase I complex
Molecular function (GO): nucleic acid binding; DNA-directed RNA polymerase activity; zinc ion binding
Source: RefSeq, a predicted model, not a curated record